This is a messenger RNA of Solenopsis invicta (red fire ant), 4984 nucleotides long. RefSeq names its product chitin synthase chs-2. Gene Ontology annotation, molecular function: chitin synthase activity. Gene Ontology annotation, cellular component: cell periphery; cell septum. NCBI's taxonomy places the organism in Eukaryota, Metazoa, Arthropoda, Insecta, Hymenoptera, Formicidae. The coding region runs from base 26 to 4609 and encodes 1527 amino acids. The transcript has 19 exons. The record is from RefSeq and is a predicted model, not a curated record.
AUAAGUUGUCGCGAGAUUUGCAAAUAUGUUGUCGAUAAACCGAGAAAACGAACCGAGGAUUAGUGUUUUUGAAAAUUACUACGACGAUAGUAGCUCCGAAUUCGACGAAACUGAAGAAGAGAGUUCGCAGAAGGACGUCCCACCAUGGGACGUAUUCGAAUGUCUUCCUCCUCCACCAGAAAGCGGAUCUAUGCGAAAUAACAGAUUUUUCGAGAUUGUCAUUUGGAUCUUAAAAAUGUUGAUUUAUGGAUUGUUAUUCAGUAUCGUUUUAUGCAGUGGUAUCGUGUCUAAAUUAGCUGUUCUACUGGCUACCGCUCAGCUACGAAAGAAUCAAUCGGUGCCCUCUUGUAAUCGUAGUCGAGAACUAAAGGAAUCUAUUACCGAAUAUACGCAAGAUGGCCAUGGUAUAAGAUGGACAUGGUGUCUGAUUUUUAUAUUUCUCGUUCCCGAAUGCAUCGGAGUAUUAAAUACCUUGUUGCACCAUCUAUUCAAAAGGAAACCAAGGAUGCCAAAGAAACGAAAUAUUUUACUUAUGAUCCUGAUAGACACGCUUCACACGAUUGGUUUAGUGCUGUUAACUUUUGUUAUUUUACCGCGAAUCGAUGCGGUGCAAGGCGCCGCCAUAUUUUGCUGCCUGUGUUUUGUCCCAGGAUUGUUGAAUCUACUUUCACGAAAGAAAGAAAAUCAAAAUGCAUCGGCAAACAAAUUAAAAUUGCUAAGAAUUUUUGACGCAUUGGCGUUGAUUGGCCAAGUGAGCGGAAUGUUGUGGCCUUUGAUUCUUAAUAUCGAGCACGAUGUUGACGACAUACUAAUGUGGAUUUCUCCCAUUGCUCUCGUGUUGUGCUCAAGCCGCUGGUGGAGCAACUUUGUGCCGUCCCACAGCAACAGUCGUUUGAUGCGAUUCUUAUCCCGUGCUAAAGAAGAUCUUCAAUCAGGUCAACAUAUCGUACAAGGAUAUGUCUCCCUUUGGAGAAUAUUUAUUUUUAUCACGGGUGCUCUCAUCGUUAACGUAUGUGAAGGACUAGAGGCAAGGGAUUUCUUCUCUCUGAAAUUCACUGUAUCCACACCCCUUUACAUUCUUGCGAUUCAAGCUACUUGCGCCAUGACGAUGUAUCAAUCUUGCAAAUUUGCUUAUAGAACCCAUAUGCAUCAAUUUGGUUUUGCGUUUCCAAUAAAUCUGGUUAGCCUGGGAGCGGUAUGUUUGAUCGUGACACUGUGUGCCGCGAGGAAUAGGGACAUCUGUGCCUUUCACGACGUUACCUCGGAUUAUCUUUUUUUCGAGGAAUUUCUCUUUGGAAAUUGGAACGAAUUUCUUUCUAGGUGGUACACUUGGUUCUGGUUGAUAUGGUUCAUAUCACAGAUAUGGAUCACGACGCAUCUGUGGACCACCGAAAACGAAAGAUUAGCACCAGCGGAAAAGAUUUUUUCCACAAUCACUUAUGAUUCGCUUAUGAUUGAUCAAUGUUUAGCCUUAAAUAGAAGGACACAGAAUGAAAAUAUCGACCAAGAUCAAGAGGAGAAAAACAAAGAUGCUCAUCUUCCAAAUGGUGAUCUAAGAUUCGAAGCUACCGACAUUAAAUUGGAUGUUGGAACAAUCGAACAAGAUUUUGACAAAGAUGACCUGGAUACGGCAGUCAAUAAACGUAAGGAUCGAAUCACGAGAAUUUAUGCGUGUGCUACAAUGUGGCACGAAGAGAAGAACGAGAUGAAUCAUUUGAUAGGCAGUAUUCUGCGAUUAGACAAGGAUCAGUGCGCGAUGCGUGUCACACAAAAACAUUACAAGGUUCACAUCGAGGAUUAUUAUGAAUUGGAAACACACAUCUUCUUCGACGAUGCAUUUUGUUGCAUGCACGGCUGCGUUGGUUUGUGCAAUCAUGACGAAAAUGAGACGCAAGUCAAUCAAUAUGUGAUAACGCUGGUGGAGACGGUCCAAAGAAAUGUAGAGAACUUGUGGAUGCGUUCUUCACCGCCUACUAAAUAUCCGACACCUUAUGGGGGUCGUCUCGUGUGGACAUUACCAGGAAAAACCAAGUUGAUAGUUCACCUGAAAGACAAAAACAAGAUCAGACACAGAAAACGGUGGAGUCAAGUCAUGUAUAUGUACUAUCUUUUGGGCUAUCGCCUAAUGGGAUUACCGAUCGACGGAGAUCGUAAAGAAACUAUUGCUGAGAACACGUAUAUUCUUACAUUGGAUGGAGAUAUCGAUUUUCGACCGGCCGCUGUUAAAGUUUUGGUAGAUCUGAUGAAAAAAGAUAGAGAUCUCGGCGCUGCGUGUGGUCGAAUACACCCGGUUGGAUCAGGUCCAAUGGUUUGGUUUCAAAAAUUUGAGUACGCUAUUGGUCACUGGUUACAAAAAUCUACGGAACAUACGAUCGGUUGUGUUCUGUGUAGUCCUGGCUGUUUUUCACUCUUUAGAGCAAAAGCGUUACAGCAGCCCAAUGUAAUGGCGAAAUAUGCUACUAAAUCUACUGAAGCCAGACAUUACAUUCAAUAUGACCAAGGUGAGGAUCGCUGGCUUUGUACAUUGCUUCUCCAAGUGGGUUCCCGGGUCGAAUACUCAGCAGCGAGUGAUGCAUAUACACACGCACCAGAACUCUUUAAAGAUUUUUAUAUACAACGACGUAGAUGGAUACCCUCCACUAUCGCAAAUAUUUUCGACUUACUGAUGACUGCUAAACAGACGAGAAAGGUGAACAACGAUAUCUCGUGGUUGUACAUUGCUUAUCAGUGGAUUCUAAUGGGAAGUACAAUUUUGGGACCAGGCACGAUAUUUUUGAUGCUGGUUGGUGCAUUCGUCGCUGCAUUUCAUAUCGACAAUUGGACUAGUUUCUGGUACAAUCUGAUUCCAAUUGGCGUGUUUGUUGGAGUGUGCUUUACCUGCAAGGAGCGCAUGCAGUUAAUAGUAGCAGAGAUUAUCAGCGCUAUAUAUGGCCUAGUGAUGAUAGUCGUCCUAGUAGGAAUUAUGUUACAAAUCGCCGAAGAUGGAUGGCUCGCACCCAGUAGUCUGCUCUUUUUUAUUGUCGCCUGCCAAAUGACAGUCGCUGGUCUGUUACAUCCUCAGGAAGCGACUUGUCUAUUGUGUGGUGUUAUUUAUUACAUUACUGUACCAUCCAUGUACAUGUUGUUAAUCAUCUUCUCCGUCUUCAACGUACAUAAUGUUACAUGGGGCACACGUGAUUCGAAGAAAUUGAAUGUCACUUCUUCAGAUGAGCAGAGAUCUGCAGCAAUCAGCAAUUUAUCCGGCUUCAUGAUAGGAAAAAAAAAUAAGCAAGACAAAUUUGAAAAAGGUAGUGUCGAUUUUUCCUUGGGAAAUCUUUUUAAAUGCGUCUGCUGCAUUCAUUCUGGAAUUAGUUAUGAAGAGAAGCGGUUGAAUGAAAUUAACGAGUCCCUACAACAGAUAAACAAACGUCUGAAUUUAUUAGACAGAUUACAUACAGUAAAUAUGGAGACUAGCAAUGUUGCCCAAUCAACAUCUAAUGCUAAUAUGUAUCCAAGACCAUAUUUUCCGAUAGAAGAGACGGUAGAAGAGGAAAUGCAUGAAGAAAUCGAGUUACAACACAUAGCCGAUAAAAGUGAUCAGGAAAAUGUCAUCUAUAAGGAUGUCGAUGACGAUGAAAGUGACGUUCUGACGCAAGUAUCCGCAACCUCGAGUCAGGAUCAGGCUAGUUUCCUCAUCAGCCCUUACUGGCUUCAGGAUGAAAGACUGCGAAGAGGAGUCGUAGAUUUUCUAUCGAACGAUGAGGAGGAAUUUUGGAAAGAUCUGAUUGGAAAAUAUUUGCGACCUAUUGAAACCGAUGAAGAAAGUCAAAAUAAGAUAACUCAAGAAUUAAUGAAUUCUCGUGAUGCGUAUUUAUUAAAAUUCUUUAUGUUAAAUGCUUUGUUUGUGCUAAUUGUAUUCCUUAUGCAACUAAAUAAAGAUACAUUGCAUUUGCAAUGGCCCCUUGGAAUGAAGUAUAAUGUCACGUACAAUUCAAAAGGAUUUGAGGUACAUUUAACUAAAGAAUACUUGAGACUUGAGCCGAUAGGAUGUCUAUUUAUAGCUGCAUUCAUCAGCAUAUUAGGUAUACAAUUCUGCGCUAUGCUAGUUCAUCGAUUCGAUACAUUUUCCCAUGUACUCGCUAAUACAAAACUUCCUUCUUGUACUAAGAUAACUUCUUCAGAAGACAGCGUUUUCGAAAAGCAUGCUGAUAAAAUAGCAGAGAUGCUUCAACGUAUGGCGGAAGAUGACAUGACAUUCGAAUUUAGACGAAGCACCGUGACUUUUCCUAAGCAAAACACACACGACUUAACGGAAAAUUCCAAGAGCUCAUUGAAGAUAUUGGGAAACUUUGAAAGACUCUUUCGACGAAAGCUUCAUGAUCCAAGUUCAGGUUUAUCACAACGCAUGUCCUCGCAAAUGCCGAAAAAUGCGUUUAGUGCUUUUGAACGGAGGCGAUCAACAAUUUUAGCAAAAAGGAAGACGAAGACUCAGAAAUCAUACGAAAUUUAUGAUGAUGCUGAUAAUUUAAGAUCUUCAAACAAUCGGAUUUUUCAACCAGGACAGUCGAAUUCCCAGUCGAAUCAAUUUCAAUAUGAUAAUCCAGGAUUUAAACAGGACGAGAAUAUAUGAGGCGUGAGAUAUGCGAAACAACUUAUUUUGAGAUAUAAUACAAGAAGAAAGUUUAUAUAAAUUUCAUAUGUGUGCCUCUGACAAUCUAAUAAAGAUGUAUCAAAUCAAGAGCUUUAGUUUUAAAAUUUACAUUAUGUUACAGUAGGUCAGCAAAUCAAAUAAAAAUAAGCAACUUGGUAAAAUUGUUAUAACAAAGUAGAUUACUUCGUUUUCACACAUUAUAAAAAUUAACUUCAAUAGUUUCUUUUACAGCAUUUUUCCUUCAUUAUAAUCGUUCUUGUAAUUGAUAUUAGAAUAUUACGUUUAACAUUCUUUUCUUUCGCGUAUUGAAGAAAUUAGAAAAAUUUGGAUCUAAAUAAAUCAAUGAAUUUCAAA